Hibiscus syriacus is the source of this 647-nucleotide messenger RNA. Its product is annotated as zinc finger protein ZAT12-like. Lineage: Eukaryota; Viridiplantae; Streptophyta; Magnoliopsida; Malvales; Malvaceae. The transcript has a single exon. The coding region runs from base 133 to 633 and encodes 166 amino acids. The record is from RefSeq and is a predicted model, not a curated record. Gene Ontology annotation, biological process: response to chitin; response to stress.
UAGCUCAUUCCUCUCAUCCAAGUUCCUUUCCAGAUAUCUACAGCUAAAAUCUGAGUUUCAACCAAAGCAUUUUUUGUAUUUCUUUCCAUAUUUUCAGCUAAAGUUCUCUGGCUUUUUGUAAACUAUAUUAAAAUGAAGAGAACCACAGAAGUUGGAGAAAUCAAUGCCAUGGACAUGGCAAACUGCUUGAUGUUGUUAUCUAACGUUGGCCAAACCGACGGGAAGCAUCAUUACCAGGAUGCCGGUCGUGUCUUUGCAUGCAAGACGUGUAAUAAAAGGUUUCCAUCUUUUCAAGCGCUCGGAGGUCACAGAGCAAGCCAUAAGAAGCCGAGGCUAACAGGAGGAGAUGUUCAGGAGAUUCCGGUUUCACCUAAGAAGCCAAAGACCCACGAGUGUUCCAUCUGUGGACUGGAAUUCCCCAUCGGCCAAGCUCUCGGCGGUCACAUGAGGAGACACAGGGCUUCCUUAAACGAAGGGUCGUUGGUGACUCGGGACUUGUUGCUGGAGAUGGAUAAGUUGAGCGAAGAUGGAAGUGAUUUGGGUUUGAAUCUGAGCCUGACGCCUUGGGGAACAGAUUUGGAGCUGAAGCUGGGGAAGGUGGAGACGACUCCUGUUGUCCAUUGUUUUAUAUAAGAUCUUUUUGUUGU